Molecule: messenger RNA, 1692 nt
Organism: Trametes versicolor FP-101664 SS1
Lineage: Eukaryota; Fungi; Basidiomycota; Agaricomycetes; Polyporales; Polyporaceae
Product: S-adenosylmethionine decarboxylase
Exons: 2
Coding region: 1-1371 (456 amino acids)
Biological process (GO): spermidine biosynthetic process; spermine biosynthetic process
Cellular component (GO): cytosol
Molecular function (GO): adenosylmethionine decarboxylase activity
Source: RefSeq, a predicted model, not a curated record
AUGAUAUCUGCCGAGACCGACUUCGAGCCGGCCGCAAACGGCCCGUUUGAGGGCCCCGAAAAGCUCCUCGAGAUCUGGUUCGCGCCCUCCGCCGCGGACUGUCUGGACGCUACAUCCAGCACGGAUGGCAAGUUCGGCUUGCGCAGGGUGCCCAGGGUGGUGUGGGAGGAGAUGCUUGACAUCGUCAAGUGCAAAAUUCUGUCCGUCGUCGAGGGGACGGAGACAGAUGCAUACCUCCUCAGUGAAUCCUCCUUCUUUGUGUCCCCCCAUCGUCUCAUCCUCAAAACAUGCGGGACGACCCUCAAUCUCUUGGGUGUACCCAGGAUUCUCGAGAUUGCUCGCGACCACGCGGGCCUACCCUCCGUAUACCGUCUUUUCUACUCCCGGAAGGCCUUCAUGUUUCCGGAAAGACAAAUGGGCCCCCAUCGCGAGUGGAGGACCGAGAUCCAGUUCCUCGACAACCUCUUCCCCAAUGGAUCUGCCUACACCAUCGGCAAGGUCAACGGCGACCAUUGGCUACUCUACCUCACGUCGCCAUCUGAGGGCGGUUCUUCCACCGGCGGCACAGCACCGAGCUCUCCCCAUCUAUCGCCUGUCGAUGUCGAUCAUCCCGAGCCUGGAUCAUCGAACCUCAACGGGAACACUUCUGCGGAGGACAACGCAGACGGAGAUGACUUCUUCGAGUCCGAUUAUACCAUCGAGAUCAUGAUGACCAACCUCUCUGCGGAGGCCCGUGCGCCGUUCUUCAACCCAGCACCACCAGAGGAGGCGGAUGCAACGGCGGGCGCGGACGGCAUGGCGCUGUCGUCCAAGCUUGGGAUCACGGAGAUCUUCCCUCCACACCUCACCACCCUCGAUGCCUACUCCUUCUCUCCAUGCGGAUACUCCAGCAACGCACUGAUCAAAUGGCGUCCAGACGCUGGGCAGGACCCUGCGCACCCGGGCGAGGGCUACUACACCAUUCAUGUGACCCCGGAAGAGGGCUGGUCCUACGCGUCGUUCGAAUGCAACGUGCCGCUCCCGCACUCGCCCACGGACAAGUCGACGAGCGUGCCGGACCUCAAGACGCUCAUCCGUCGCGUCGUGGACAUCUUCCGCCCUGGCCGGCUCACGCUCACACUGUUCAUCUCGUGCAAGGACAAUGACCUGACGGAGGAAGAGGAGGGCGAGAGCGCGGUCGAGUCCGCGCAGCGUGCGUUCAAGUCUGCGCUCACUCUGCCCGCGGGGCGCGCGGAGCGCGCAGAAGGUGCGGAGGCGGAGUGCGCGCGAGACAGCGCGUUCGCGGGGCUGUACAAGCGGACGGACAAGAUCAACUACGAGUUCGGCGGAUACGACCUGGCCUUCGCGAGCUUCGAGCUCCGCUCCUCAUAGCGAGCCUCUUCAGGCACGACGUCGAUCCGGCGGUGAUUGGGGGCGGGCGGCAGACUACUCUGCACGAGCACAAACUAGGCGGGCGGUAUUGUAGACGGGUUCCUAGUCCAUUUCCGAGGAUGCGCAGGAAACAGCCUUUACGCGCGGCAAUACAGAUGUGUAUGUACCAUCCGGGCGAAACUCGGCGUUGAUAGCUCCUGCUCCAGGUCCUCUGAUGCCUUUUCUGUUGGCCGCACCACGCAUUGCGAUCAAGGUCGGGAAUUCGCCUAGGAAUCCCGUAUUCACCGCUUAAGGCAAUACAGUGCGUCCAUUGUAUCACCU